Messenger RNA from Daldinia childiae, 471 nucleotides. RefSeq lists its product as uncharacterized. The record is from RefSeq and is a predicted model, not a curated record. NCBI's taxonomy places the organism in Eukaryota, Fungi, Ascomycota, Sordariomycetes, Xylariales, Hypoxylaceae. The coding region runs from base 1 to 471 and encodes 156 amino acids. The transcript has a single exon.
AUGGGCCGCUGGUCAUACCUCGACACAGAUGAAGAGCGCCUCCCGCACGGCGUCAAGCGCAUCGGGUACGACGCCGACGACCAGGAGUACACAUUUUUUGAUACUUCAGACGGCAGCAUCUGGGUUGGGGGACAGAACGGCCCUACGAAAUGUAUAUCGAGGCCGGAGCAGGUCGCGAGCUCUAGUAAUGAUAAUAAGGUUGAGCCAAUGUAUAUCCCGACCGAGGAAGUUGAAAAAAGCGACCCGCAGCCGCCGAGCAGUCCGAAUACAAAGGCGUUGCUUAACUCUUUCGUAGCCGUCGGUAGACUCGCUCGGAUCAUCGUGGCGCGGAGAGGACCGGGUGCGGAUCGUAGGCUAAGCCGUGAAGAGCGGAGGCGAGAGCGCCGUGCCCGUGAGCAAACUAAGGAGGAGCGACUUCAGGAUGAGGAAGUGUUCGGUGAGAAGGAACUCGAAGGGAAGGAGUUUGUUUAA